AGUAGUUGCAACUGUCCAUACCCAAUUAGCUAAGCAAGGGCUACAAUAUCAUGAAUAUUAUGUCUUCAGGCUGCGGGUACGGGUGCAAGUGGUGUUAUGUGGUGACCUGCUCUGUCUUCAUUGCCUCUGCUGGGUUCCUCAAUGGAUACGAUGUCGGUUCUAGUAAUGGAGUGAAGGAGAUGAGUGGUUUCAGAGAGUACUUCAAUCUCUCAGGGUCAGAGGACAACUCCACCACUGGCUGCACCGCUGAGGACUCUAGCGGGGAAACUAGUGCCAUCUUAGGUUUGGUGGUGGCCCUGUUCUCGUUAGGCUCUCUGGUGGGUGCUCUAUUAGGGGGACCCCUGUCAGACUGGGUUGGGAGGAGGGCUGCUCUAGUGACCGGAGCACUACUAGCUGCCUCUGGAAUCAUCAUUCAGAGUGCUGCAAUCGCUAUAUGGAUGUUGCUGGUGGGAAAGAUUUGGACAGGAGUUGGAAAUGGAAUCAUAGUACAAGUUGUGCCAAUGUACCUAGCUGAGAUUGCCCCCAAACAACAUCGUGGUAAACUGGUCAGCCUAUCGUCAACAGCAGCCACAGCUGGAGUCCUGACUGCUGCUCUGGUAAAUAUUGGGGUUGGGUGGUUGCCAUUUGGUUGGAGAGUGUCGUUGGGUCUACAGCUGAUACUAGCAUGUGGGAUCGUCAUUGGAUCAUCACUCAUCCCGGAGUCUCCAAGAUGGCAUGUCAAGAAGAACAAGCCACACAAAGCUGUCAAGACUCUGAAGAGAAUCUUCAAAGAUGACCAAGUUGUGGCAUCUCGACUGGAGGAGAUAUCAGAUUCUUACCGGAAAUCCCAGCUCAAGCAGACACUCUGGCAGACUUGCUUGUCCUGGGACAUAGCGCACAGACUUUUUCUGGGAUUCAGUAUAAUGUUCUUUGCAAGAUUUAACGGAAUGCAGCUAGCCUUGUACUUCUCAGUUUCUAUCUUCUGCAAGAUAGGAAUAUCUGGUUUUAUUGGUGGAGUGGUCUUGGGCCUGUCUUUGUUCACAGCACAGCUGUUGGUACUACUUAUUACAGACAGGUUUGGUCGCAAGUUGAUUCUGCUGUGUGGGUAUGUGGUGAUGAGUGUUUGUCUGAUAGCAGCCUCAGGGCUCAUUCUGGGGUUUGGACUUGAGGCAGACCAGCUCUCCUCUGACAAGACCAUCGCAGGAUACUUUGUAGUGGCUUGUCUCGCUCUGUUUGUCGGUGUGGGAAUGAUGACUACUGGGAGUCAAGGUUGGAUUGUAAUCAGUGAACUGUACCCGUUGAGAAUCAAAGGUGUGUUAGUGUCAUUGGCAUCUGCCGGGUGGUGGGUUGGUAAUAUUGUGAGUGGGGAGAUCUCUCCCUUCCUCCUCUCCUCUUCUCUGGGCACUGCCGGGACUCUUCUACUCCACGCCGUUAUCUGUGCCCUCAUCUUUGUUUUCAUACUGCUGCUAUUGCCAGAGACUAAGCAACUGAGUCUGGAGCAGGUGGACCAACUAUUCUCCACCCCCUGGUUACAGAGGACCAACCCUCUCUACUAUCUAACGUGUGGUCGUGUCAACAAAGUUCAAGUGUUGGCUGAAUCCAGCUCUGAUGAAGAGUUACGAGGACUGGACAUUUCUCUGGAUGAUCUGACCAAUCAGAACGAUGACUGUGAUGAAGUGACUGGAGAUACCGACAAAUUAACACAAACUCUGUAAAAUAAUUAUUUCAAUAGUUGAUAUAGAAAAAUCAUUUAUUUAUUAGUGUGCAUGCAUGCAGUGGUCUCACUCAGAUCAAUCACUCUGCAGCCUGCCCGG
This is a messenger RNA of Halichondria panicea, 1793 nucleotides long. Its product is annotated as glucose transporter GlcP-like. Gene Ontology annotation, molecular function: carbohydrate:proton symporter activity. Gene Ontology annotation, cellular component: membrane. Bases 51 to 1694 code for a protein of 547 amino acids. The record is from RefSeq and is a predicted model, not a curated record. Lineage: Eukaryota; Metazoa; Porifera; Demospongiae; Suberitida; Halichondriidae. Gene Ontology annotation, biological process: transmembrane transport; carbohydrate transport. The transcript is spliced from 14 exons.